Molecule: messenger RNA, 1074 nt
Organism: Nicrophorus vespilloides
Lineage: Eukaryota; Metazoa; Arthropoda; Insecta; Coleoptera; Silphidae
Product: syntaxin-17
Exons: 3
Coding region: 168-1067 (299 amino acids)
Biological process (GO): vesicle fusion; exocytosis; intracellular protein transport
Cellular component (GO): SNARE complex; plasma membrane; endomembrane system
Molecular function (GO): SNAP receptor activity; SNARE binding
Source: RefSeq, a predicted model, not a curated record
UCGAUUCGACCUUUCGCUUGUUGCCCUCUAUUAUUGGCCCGUCCUACGUCACGCUGACAUUCAAAACAUAACCAAAAUUGCUGAACAAAGUGUAAACAGAAACACAAUGUAAACAUCUGGCUUCUUGUAGCUGUUAACAUCUUGAAAAGUGCAUUUCCAAAUCCACAAUGAGUGCGUGUCCGAAGCAGCCCUUCAAAGUGAUAGAAAUCCCCCUGAACAAAUUCAAUGAGGAGGCUGUGCCCCAUCACCAGUAUCUCUUCGAGGAGCACCAAAAAACAAUCCAGAAGCUUAUAUCUGGUAACAAAACAGAGCAGCUGGUCAAGGAGAUUCGGGAUAAAAAGAAAAUUGUUAGGCAGCUGAAAGAUCUUCAGUAUGAGUUGGACACUUUGAGGGCCCAAGUGCAGAACAUUGACUUGGGUAAGUUUGAUGAGAAAACUGUGCAAUCUCUGAAACUGAUUGCACGUUUCUUGAAAGAGUACUCUGCACUGGAGAAGCAAGUGACGCAUUUGAUAGAGGCCCAGAAUGAGGUCAACGAGAACAUUGAGAAUGAGAACCCAUUUCAGGCAGCUGGGCAGUUGCAGAUUCACGCGAACAUUGAGGAUCUGAGGUUGCAGGACAAGAUUGAUACUAUGGUGAAGGUGGAAGCUUUAGAGGUGGAUGUGCAGGAUCUGCAAGGGAUGUACGUAAAUCUGAAUCAGAUGGUUGGGGAGCAGGCGGAGACUGUUGACGUGAUUGAAAGUAACGUUGAGGGAACUCAGGAGAGCGUAAAUCAAGGCUUGAAGAGCCUCAUGAAAGCUUCAAAAUUAAAGACUGCAGCUUAUCCGAUGACGGGGGCUUUGUUAGGGACGUUGCUUGGGGGACCGCUGGGCUUGGUAGCAGGAUUCAAGGUUGGUGGAAUUGCAGCUGUUGGAUGUGGGGUUGCCGGAUAUGCGGGUGGAAAAUUCUUCAAGAAAUGCAAUGAUACCGAGGAUACUACGACCCCAGUAGAAAUACCGGAAACCAAUAAACCGGAGGAACCUGGAGUGAAAUUAGAAGAGGAACAUCGUGUAGAUAAAAAGGACAAAUGAGGACAAA